UCUCCCCGCCGUGAGCUGAAUCUGUCCGGGACAGACCAGGGAAGAUGGCGGCGACUGAUCGCUCCCGGUCCGAAGCUGCCAAACAGCGGCGGCAGGACCAGCUGCAGCGCUGGAUAGGCUCCGAGACCGACCGGACGGGACCGGACACGCGUGGGGACACGUCGGGAUGUGCUCCGCGGCGGGCCAAGGUCCGGUUCGCCCAGGGGGCCGUGUUCAUGGCCGCCUGCUCCGCCGGAGACCGGGAGGAGGUGGCGGCGCUGCUCGGACAGGGAGCCGACGUCAACCACGCCAACAUAGACGGGCUGACGGCGCUCCAUCAGGCCUGUAUCGAUGAGAAUGCUGAAAUGGUACAGUUUUUGGUGGAGAAUGGGAGUGAAGUCAACCGGGGGGACAACGAGGGCUGGACUCCUCUCCAUGCAGCUGCCUCCUGCGGCUUCAUCCAGAUCGCCAAGUACUUGAUAGAGCAUGGUGCACAUGUUGGGGCCGUGAACAGUGAAGGAGAGCUUCCUCUGGAUGUGGCCUCUGAGGAUGCUAUGGAGAGACUCCUCAAAGGAGAGAUCAAAAAACAAACCAUAGAUGUGGACAAGGCCCGUAAGGAGGAAGAGAGGAUCAUGCUCCAGGACGCCAUGGGGGUAUUGGCAGGAAGUGGUGCUCUCACGCCUCACCCGAACACCAAGGCCACUGCACUCCAUGUGGCUGCUGCUAAGGGCUACAUUGAAGUUCUGAAGGUGCUGUUGCAGUGCGGGCUGGAUGUGGACAGCAGGGACAUUGACGGGUGGACAGCCCUGCACGCAGCGGCCCACUGGGGACAGGAGGAGGUGUGCACCCUGCUGGCUGACAACAUGUGUGAUAUGGGUGCAGUCAACAAUGUGGGCCAAACACCACUUGAUGUUGCUGAUGAGAACCUGGUGGACACUCUAGAGGAGCUGCAGAAGAAACAGAAUGCUUUGCGCUCCGAGAAAGAGAAACAGACUCCUGUUAUUGAGACCAGCCCAACGAUCUCCGUGGCACCAGUACGCACACGCAGGACCUCAAUCUCUCGUAUGAGCAGCAAGGAGAAGAUCUGCCUCCAUGAGCGGGAGAAGCACCCACCUCCAGCCCUGCAGAGCAGCCCAGCUGAGGAGGAGGAGGACGAAGGCCAGGCGGGACAGACUCAGUCCCGGACACAGGCCAAGGCCUCAAGCAGCUCCAGCUCUGAGGAGGAGAGUGAAUCAGAGAGCGACACAGAGUCAGAGAAAGCCAAAAAUCGAGAACUUAUUAACAACUUGAACAACAAACGCAACAACGCAGCCCUGCUUGCUACCUCCAUGUCAACAAGUACUACAGGAAACCAAGCUAAAAAGGAACUAAGCAAGCCCCCAGCUGUUGAGGCCCCAGGCUCCUGGAGAACCUCCCUGCGGAAGGCAGGCAGCUCAGUGACGCUGGGCUCAGUUGGGGUAUCUGAUUCCAGCCAGGACUCCAGCAAACCUCCAGAGUCUGGCCUUGGUAUGACUCGCUCGGCGUCUAGCCCCCGCCUUAGCUCAGAGCCUGAUAGUAAGGAGCCAAGGCUUGCUCGGGUACCCCCCACUCCAACACGCAGACUUUUCAGUAUUCCAGACAGCAGCACGGACAACUCUAACAGCUGGCUGAGUCGUAGCUCUUCAUACACCCGCCGCCUUCAUAGUCAAUCAGGGAGUGACCUUGCUGGCUCCAACCCCUCCUUGCCUCGCAGCUCAUCUUAUGGAAGGAGACUGGAUGACCCCAACGUGACCUCAGCCACCACAGGGACAAGCUCUAUUGGACUCAGCCGCCUUAAUAAUUUAGUGUCCCAGAGACUAGCUCAGGAACAGACGGAAAAGAAGGAGCAGUCUUUCGUCACCACCUCCAACUCUGGGACUACGACCACAGGUGACUCGGAGACCAAGCAGAGACGCAAGUCUUAUCUGACACCAGUGCGGGAUGAGGAGGCAGAAGCUCAGAGGAAAGCUCGCUCCAGACAUGCUCGCCAGUCCCGCCGUUCCACUCAGGGGGUCACACUGACAGACCUGCAGGAGGCGGAGAAAACAAUGAAGACGGACAAUAAAGGGAGGGAAAACAAAAAGGAGGAGGAGAAGGAAAAAGAGGAAGCAAAACAGAAGAAGGGAGAGGAAGGGGAAGUAAGCUGGCGGUCUCGUAUUGCCAGUCUGCAGAAGUCUGACCUGUUGGGCCUUACGCAGCCAGCUGGCACUAUGCGGCCUCAGAGCGCAGACAGGAGAGAUGCUGAGGCCAGUACAGGGGAGAGUGAGACAGAGCGGUGGGCCAGGGAGAGCAGAGAAAGGAGACGAGCUCGGGCCAGGAGGAGGGCAAUGAGGUCUGGGGAGAGUGAUGACAAUGAUCCCAGUGGAGAGGAAGAGUUUUCAGGCAGCGGGGCGGAUCCACAGGCAGACCAGCACUCAAGCUUCAGAUCUGGUGUGUCCUAUAACGACUGUAUUCAGGGAGUCAGUACUGAGACCCAGGACUAUAAGAAGCUGUUUGAAGACGUUUCCAGGGAGAACAGCCAACUCCAGUCUCAGCUGCAGGACACCCAGAGGAUUGUCAGUCAGACCAGGAUAGACCUGGAGAAAGCCACACAGAGACAGGAGCGCUUCACUGACUGUUCAGCCCUGCUGGAACUGGAGAAGAAGGAGCGGAGAUUGUUGGAGCGCCGCGUUGCAGAGCUGGAAGAGGAGUUGAAGGUCUUGGGUGACUUGAGAGCUGACAACCAGCGUCUUAAAGAUGAAAAUGGAGCACUGAUCCGUGUCAUCAGCAAGCUCUCCAAAUAGCCGAGGAGGAGAGAAAGACGCAAGGAGCAUGCAGGGAACAACACCCCCCCCCUCCUCCUCCCUCCAUCCAUCUGUCUCCUCUCCCUUCCCUCCACACAUUCCUCCCAGUGCCAAAGAGUGAGAGAAUUGGGUGGGUGGGCAGACAAAGGGGGGGACCAGAACGUCACAUAAAUGAGCACCAUAGCUUGAUUGUGAUGAUUCUCUGUAGUGUGGAACAUUUUUGAGAGUGGCUUUUUGUGUGCCUUAAUUCCCAUUUCUCACCAGCCAAUGGCAUCAUCAGUGGCUGUGGCCAUCGGCUCCCACAGGAGCAACAUGAGACUUGACAACAGCCAAACGCCUGGGGGCUUGUGAACGGCAAGGGAAACGAAAAACAAAAAAACUCUGGUUGUGCAUCGUCGGUCCACUAAUAUGCACACAUUUGUGUUCAUUACAUACAGCUGAUGCAUGUUCCACAAGUACCUAUGGCAUCUUGGUCCUCAUAGCUCCCACUUAGUAUUUAUUUUUUUGUGAACACGUCACACCACAUAUUCACAAAUUUACCCCACAAUUUACUAACAAUUGUAGCCCCACUUUAACCUAUCUAGAAAUGCACUAAAGGCUUCGGUGUAGUCUAUUGAAACAACCCUGACUUGCGGUUUUCUCUGAAACUGUGAAAACGGGGUUUUAAGUAAAACCUACUCAUCACUGUCAUUCAUCAAUGAAAAAGUCCCCGACCACACAGGAAGUCCGUGAAACUCUGGGUAAUUUCAUUCCACAUGCAAAUGUUUGAACCCACCUACCUCUCCGCCUAUGCACUUCCCCACAUUUGUUUUUGUGACCACAGACGCACUCCGUGCUCUUAAAAUGACCAUAGAAUCCAGGUCGGUCGACCACAGCACUUUACUAACUAUAAAGCAAUAAUAAAUCCACGAGGCUUUGCCUGCCCUCCAGAUGACUCUUUAGAGCAACACCUUCCCUCCGUGACCUCUGUUUGAGGUACUUAGGGGGGAGAACUUACCCAUAGCUGAAGGUCAAAGGUCAUUGCACAAUAUAGAAAUGGCUGUUCUGUAAAAGCCUACUAUGCUAUGCAUUGUUUAAUUCCCAUUGAUAAAGUUAUUUUCCUAUUUUUUUUUGUCAAUUCCUCUCUUUUGAAGGGAGCAUGGUUUUAUGUACAUUGUAUGUGUAUAAAUAAUGUCAGUCUUGAGUAAUCUUUUCAAAUGAAGUUUCACGUAGUCUUCACAGGUUGGUUUUCUAAUAUAUUAAAUGGAUGACGGCACUCUAAUAAAAAGUGUGUUUG
This is a messenger RNA of Lampris incognitus (smalleye Pacific opah), 4056 nucleotides long. RefSeq names its product protein phosphatase 1 regulatory subunit 12A. NCBI's taxonomy places the organism in Eukaryota, Metazoa, Chordata, Actinopteri, Lampriformes, Lampridae. Gene Ontology annotation, cellular component: A band; Z disc; cytoplasm. Gene Ontology annotation, biological process: signal transduction. Bases 45 to 2780 code for a protein of 911 amino acids. Gene Ontology annotation, molecular function: phosphatase regulator activity; enzyme inhibitor activity; protein kinase binding. The transcript is spliced from 25 exons. The record is from RefSeq and is a predicted model, not a curated record.